Molecule: messenger RNA, 1095 nt
Organism: Cinclus cinclus
Lineage: Eukaryota; Metazoa; Chordata; Aves; Passeriformes; Cinclidae
Gene: ACKR5
Product: G protein-coupled receptor 182
Exons: 1
Coding region: 1-1095 (364 amino acids)
Biological process (GO): G protein-coupled receptor signaling pathway
Cellular component (GO): membrane
Molecular function (GO): G protein-coupled receptor activity
Source: RefSeq, a predicted model, not a curated record
AUGGCCGAGGUGACCACUGUCCCCAUGGAGACACACACCGUCCCAAGCGAGUACAGGGACUACCACAACUUGUCUGAGCUGUUCUACCUCCUGAACCACACCUACACCUACUGCGAGUUUAGCCUGGAUGAGAACGUCAAGCGCGUGAUUCUCUUCAUCCUCUACCUGGUCAUCUUCGUGGUGGGCUUGGUGGAGAACCUCCUCGUCAUCUGGGUCAACUGGCAGACACGGGGCAACAAGAGCUUGGUCAACCUGUACAUCAUCAACAUGGCCAUCGCUGACCUCGGGGUGCUGCUCUCACUGCCCAUCUGGAUGCUGGAGAUGACGCUGGAUUACACCUGGCUCUGGGGCAGCUUCCUCUGCCGCUUCACCCACUACUUCUACUUUGCCAAUAUGUACGCCAGCAUCUUCUUCCUCACCUGCCUGAGCGUGGAUCGCUACGUGACCCUGACCAGCUCCUCCCUCUUCUGGCACCGGCACCAGCACCGCGCGCGCCGCGUGGUCUGUGCCUGUAACUGGCUCCUGGCCGCCACCAUCCCCAUCCUGGAGGUGGCUCACAUGCAGCUGGUCAACACUGGGGAGCCCAUCUGCAUCUUCAUGGCCCCCUUUGAGACCUAUGACGAGUGGGCGCUGGCGGUCAGCUUGGUCACCACCACCAUCGGCUUCCUCAUCCCCUUCCCCAUCAUCGUGGUAUUCAACGUGCUGACGGCGCAGUUCAUCCGGCGCACCAAGCCGGAGAGCCGCAAGCACUGCCUGCUCAUCUACGCCUACAUCGGGGUGUUCCUGGUCAGCUGGCUGCCCUUCCACGUCGUGCUGACACUGCUCACCCUUGAGGGCAACCACAUUGUCCUGCACUGCACCUUCGCCCACUUCCUCUACUUCUUCUAUGACAUCAUGGACUGCUUCACGCUGCUCCACUGCGUCAUCAACCCCAUCCUCUACAACUUCCUCAGCAAGAACUUCCGCAGCAAACUCAUCUCCGCCGUGGUCAAGUACAUCCCAAAGGACCACGGUGGCCAGAAGGGCACCGGCAACUCCUCCUCCAGCACACAGCACUCCAUAGUCAUCGCAAAGGACAACAGCCCUCCCAACUAA